This is a messenger RNA of Amyelois transitella, 7513 nucleotides long. Its product is annotated as RING finger and SPRY domain-containing protein 1. Gene Ontology annotation, cellular component: cytoplasm. The coding region runs from base 234 to 1808 and encodes 524 amino acids. The record is from RefSeq and is a predicted model, not a curated record. Gene Ontology annotation, molecular function: ubiquitin-protein transferase activity; protein binding. The transcript has 11 exons. NCBI's taxonomy places the organism in Eukaryota, Metazoa, Arthropoda, Insecta, Lepidoptera, Pyralidae.
UGUUGUUGUCUUGUCCUGAGUAGAAUUGAAAUUAUAUUUUUCAAGUUGUCUUGUGCAAAAAAAAAUAUUUCAAUUAUUGAUACUUUGUAAACUACACCUACCUACCUUCUACUUUUUGUUGUUAAAUUUUAAUAUUAAUCAAUCUACCUGGUGUUAUUGGACAUAUUUGUCAUUUAUCUUGCCUUUCACAAAAUUGUGACCCUGUUGUAAGUUAUGACUACAAAGAUACGGUAAUGGGUCUGUGCUGCUGCAAGGAGAACGCUUACGAAGAUGAGCCUGCGUACGCGCCGCCGGUGGCCUCGACUGCCGCGGCGGUGAGCGCUGUGGAGCCCAGGGUCCGAAUGCCUAAGGUGGUCGACUCAAUCAUAGUUGACCAUCUGGUGCUCGAAAUGCUGGCUCUGAUAGCUUCUUUUGUUGACAAUGAUGAAGAAUCCCCGGUGUCUCUAGUCAAACUCCACGUUAUAGCUGACAAAGAAGACGGCUGGAUACAAGUGGUAUCCUCCAUGGUGAACGUGAUACCUUUAGAAGACCCAUUCGGUCCAUCGGCCAUCACUAUUUUGUUUGAUGACUGCCCGUUGCCGUCGAAAGAGUCCGUUAUUAGGGUGACGCAACUGUUUGGCCUGUCAUCGGACCGAGCGAACACUGGCGAGCUGAACGUGCGGGUAGAACGCAAUAUCUGCAUUGUGCUGGGCUGUAUUGCUGAGAAGCUGGCCGGCCCCAACAGCGUAGCGGUGUUGACGGCAGAAACACUGGACUAUUUGAUCACAUUCCUUAUAACCCGCCGCGAAGCCUGCAUAGUGUUGUUCGCCCUAAUAGCCUUAGAGAAGUUCGCGAGCACGACUGAGAACAAGUUGACGAUCAAAAGCAGACUGGAGAGGGAGCCUGUGAACCCGUUGCUGGUGUUGGAGACGCUGGCUGAUGAUGAGGACAACGUGUGGAGGCAGGUCGGCUUCUGUGCCAAGUGGGCGCUCGACAAUCUGUUUAUAAUAGAAGACAGAAAACUAUCAUACGAAUUAGUAGACAUGACGGGUCUGAACGUUAUACUCAAUUCGCAAGACGUCAGCGAAUACUUGAAGCUCUCCUGUAACGGGUUAGAAGCGAGAUGUGACUCGAACUCGUUCGAGAGCGUCCGCUGCACGUUCCAAGUGGACCAGGGCUGCUGGUACUACGAGUGCUUCAUCAUCACGCCUGGGGUCAUGCAGAUAGGUUGGGCAACUAAGAACAGCCAUUUUCUCAAUCAUGAAGGCUACGGCAUCGGCGACGAUCUAUUCUCUCUGUCAUACGACGGCUGCCGUAAACUCGUUUGGUACAAAGCGAGGCCUACUUCCGUGGCCGACGUGCCAGCGUGGAGCCCUGGAGACGUGCUCGGCUGCCUCAUAGACAUGGCCGCCAAGGAGGUGAUAUUCUCCAUCAACGGACUGAGGCUGGAGCCGUGCACCGAGAUCUUUGAGAACACCAGGACGGGUUUCUUCGCCGCCGCCAGUUUCAUGGCGUUCCAACAGUGCCGGUUCAACUUCGGCCACGAGCCGUACCGGCAUCCCCCCGGGGAUAGGCAGUUCUCGUCGUUCAACGACCACGGUUACCUCACCGAGGAGCAGAAGAAGGUGGUGCCUCGUCGGAUAUAUUUAGAACAGUUGAGGUGCUCCAGUGUUAAAGAAGAUUCCUGCACUCUGUGCUUUGACGACACCGCCUGCUGCGUGUUGGAACCGUGUGGUCAUAGAGGUUUUUGCUCGCUCUGCACAUCACAACUGAAGGAGUGCCCGAUGUGCCGGGCGGCCAUUUUGAAUAUCCGUCGCGAGGACACAUGACAGGGCAGCCCUCGCUCCCGGAGCGAGUCUGCCAGCCCCAACAUCACCCUGGAGGAAUCCCCCACCCCCUCCAGAGGGAACAGCCCCCGGGACAACUCCCCCUCGAGGGGAAACACCCCCUGUGACGUGGAAGACGAAAUGGACGACCAAGUCUUCGAACUGCGGCCUAGGGAUAUCGUCAACUGCGUCAGAUAUCAGUUAGGUUAGAUUGUUUGUUGCCACAGAUGUAGAUGUAGCUAGACCCUGCAAGUGUGUACUCCGCGUUGACAGAAGAACCUCUCUUUGAAAUUGGUUCAUUGGAGUUUGUAGUGACCCAUUAUUCAUUCCAUUACAUUAUGGAUAGGGGUGUAAUUUAAAAAAUAAAUGGAAUAAAGUGCCCUGUUGACUUUUGUAGUAAGCAGAGAAAACUUGAUACGCUUGCGUUUCGAACAGAUGGGUAAUCUUGCGGUGACGCUAUGACCCUAAAUGGGGUUACAAUACGAAGGUCAGGAGUCGAUUCGUGUUAAAACUUGUCUCACCCAAUCCGGGAUCACAGUGUGAGGACGCAACCGGGACUAAAGCCAAAAUGAUUUGUGAACUUGCGAGGUCUAACUUGAUGUAUGUCUGUGUUCGAAACUAUGUGUGUAGUAAAACCAAAUGUGCCCCAUUUUGUCCUACGUAGGUCCUUAUAGGGAUGUUUAUUGGUGCAAAGAAAUAAAAAUAUAUAUAUUGAAGAUGUAUAACUAUAUAAUGUUCUUUAGUCAUGUUUAUAUAUAUUGAAUAGUCGUCAAGCUUGUUUGAAUACAAGGAAAUCAAUGGUGAAUCUUUGCAUAUGAUCGCAUAAUUGAUUUCCAUAUAAUUAUUUGUUCGUUUUAAACAAUAUAUGAAUGCAAAUACCUAAGUUAUAUUUUAUUAUUUUUCGAAUUGCAUUAUGCUUGAAAUAAGCAUAAUGUUUAUUAUUUUUCAAACGCAAACGUUAUUUCAUUUUAACGCUCGAAUCGGUGUAAAAUUUUUAAAAUUAUCACCUAAUUGACUUGUAUUGAUUAUUUAUUAAUAAUGCGUGUGUAAAUAUUUGCGACUGAGAAAUUGCGUCAAAAAGACUUGCGACUGAGAAAUCUUAGCCAAAAGUCUUGCGACUGAGAAAUGCGAGACAAAAAGACUUACGACUGAGAAAUCUUAGCCAAAAGUCUUGCGACUGAGAAAUGCGAGACAAAAAGACUUACGACUGAGAACUUCGCGUCGAAAAAAAAAUUGCGACUGACAAAUUCGCGAAACUAAAUAUAAGAAGAUGAAGAUGCUACAUCAUCGGAUCUCACUUAAUAAUGGCGAUUUUACAAUUUCAAAGAAUAGGUAUAUAUUUUGCCAUCCGUGUUAAAAAUUAACAUUUUAAUACGAGUAUAUCGAAUUGAAGGAUCAUAUAUUGCAAAUUGAUUUGAACAGUAUUAAAUGUAAAUGUAUGACAAAAGAUUGUGUAGAUUUAAGGAGCGAUUGAAUCUGAUAGGUUUUUAAUGCUGUUGAUUAAUGCGAUAUAGUGUAAGAGACAGCUUUACUUUUGGUAACUUUCGUUGGAGUGGCUUGACAUUAUUCAUUAGAUUUGUAGCUACGAACAACAACUACAAUUAUUUAUUUUAAAUUCCCUAUUCCCUACACCUAAGUUAAUGCACCCGUAUUUUUAUGAUGCAAACAAGCAUCUUAGUGAUGUUUACUAAAAAAUGCAGACAUCUUUUAUAAAUGCCUCGUUAUGGGAUUUUAAGAUUGACUGUCGGGUGAUUCUGGGCCUUAUUUAUUAAUUUUAACAGGGCGGCAGGAAAAUUACUAUAAAUUCUGCGUUUUGAAUUUAAUUGGUACUUUCAUUUUUGCCGGUUACACAUGCGCACAGAUUUUAGAUUCAGGAUAUCGAACGCUUUAAAUUAACUGAUUAUUAAGAAUAUAUUUAAGGACCUAUUUAUUUAUUUAAACUUUAUUGCAUAAAAAACAAAAAUGUACAAAAGGCGGACUUAUCACUCAACGAAACGGAAAUCUUCUAUAAGUUAUGAUAUAAGACCAUCCAAACCUCUUUCACUUCAUACACAUCCAGUCUCCUUAUUUCGCCAGAGCGUCGCCAAUAUGAUCAAGGUUCGUUCGUCUAGAGUUGAUUAAUCAUACUUACAAAAUGUUUAGUACUUUAUUCACAGAACCUUUUUAAUAACGAAAAUAUUUCCAAAAACCGUAAAGUGUUCCACAAAUUAUGCCGUUAUGAAUGGACUUUUGUACCUGCUAACCGAAUGACAAAUAGUAACCAAAAGUGAAACUAUCUCCUAGCCUAUGAAUGACGUAACACGCCAGUAAGGUUAACUUAGCUUAAUAUAUUCGUAGGGAAACAUUAUCGAUCGAAUUUAGACCUUGCUAUUGAAAUGUUGAUUAGUUAAUUUACUGUUGUAAGUAAUGUUGAUUUAGCGGAACGCGGUCUUAGAGUGUUUGAAGGAAUGACUUUUGCUUAUAUCAAUAGCUGAGAUUCGCCUGUGUUGUCUUUGAAAUGUUAAUAAUAUAUGAAAGUUGUGUUAUGCUUGUUGGAGUCACCCAAAAUCUAGUGAACGGAUUUGGAUUAAAUUUAAAAUAUUAUCAGAAUAAAUAAGAAGUCACAAUUUUACGCGAGUCGAAUGCGGUUUGUGUAACAGAAAUAAAAAAGAUAUGUUCAUUUAAUUGAUUUUUUACUUGUAUCAUAGCAAACAAUAAAGAAAAGCAUUUUUUAACAGAAUUAUCUUAUAUUCUCCGUAGUUGGAUGUUUGAUUGAUAAUCGAUGGUAAAAAAGUUGUUAAUUUUUAUUUCAGUCUUAACAUAUAAUGUACCUACUGUCACUUUUGGUGAUAACGUAUAAGAUUUACAUAUUUUUUUUAAAUAGGUUAUACCUUCUCAAUUCCCUUGUAGCACAAUUGCUUGUCCAUACAUUUUGGCACAAAUUCAUUUAUGAAAAAUACAAAUUGUCAGGUUGUGGUAUAUAUUUAUCCGUCGUCGUAAUUUUAAAAGCCAAUGUUUGCUCCGUCUAAGUCCAGUGUAAUUUAUAUUAUAGAUAAAUAUAUAGAGUGUAGCUUAAAAUACAUGGGAAUAGCAAAUAUAUAAUCCUUAUUAAACAAUUCUUAGCAUGAUAAAUAAAUACAAAGCAUUUAUUUGUAAACUGUCAAACAUGAAAAAAUAAAAAAAAUAAAAUGUUUUUUUUGUGUCGUACGUUGAUAUCUGUAUACGCUUUAGCACUGAAACGUCAACGAAAUUUAAAAUUAACAGCGAAUUCAAGGCUCGUUAACCGCUUUGUGCCGUUUGUUGAUUAUAGUUUUAAAUUAAUGCAAUCAGAAAUGAUGUGUCGCUCAAAUUUUGUAAUGCCAUCAUCGGUGCGAAAGCGAUUGAAAUGUGUGAUACGUUAUGUUAAAAUGUUGCAUGUAAGUACAUAGAAAAAAUAUAUGAUAAAAAUAUGUUUAUUUAAAAACUUGUCUUUUAUCGAGUAAUCCAAAUCCAUAAGCAAGAGUAAGCAAUAGUUUCUGGUUUCAUAUUGAUAUGAGUCAUGCACAUUACGAUCUCCACUAUCUAUAGGUCAACUUAUGUGCCGCGUAUAAAUAGCGUCGUUUGACAAAGCUAUGAGAGGGGUUUUACAAAAAUUGACUAGUUCAUUUCUGAUUGCAAGUUAUCUUAGGUAAGUCAGUGUUGCCCGCACUUAUCACAGAUUAUAUAGUUAAUACGGCUUUAAUGACAAUUUUUGUGUAAAAAUGGACUGCUUAGGUCUUAUUUUAUUAUAUAGCUAAAUGUGUAAAUAGUUAUCGUUAUAAAAUUUUAAAAUGAGACAUGUAAUGUUCUGUCUUUAAUCUCAUUACGUGUGUUUGACGCGCUUUUAAGCAUCGCAUAGAUUAUAUUUUACCUACCAUAGACAAUUAUAAAUUUUAAAAUUCGAACACAAUGUAUGCUUAUAAUUUUAUAAUUUGCGCUUUAUGUAAUUAAUACAAAGAAUUUGACAAUAAAACUAUUGUUUGUCUAUGGUAGAACGGUAGAAAUAAAUAAAUGUUAAUUAGUUGCUUAGUUUCUACAAUGUGUUCUGUAAAAUAUAAUUGUGUGUAUAUAUUGCUGUUCUAUACGUAUGAAUAAAUUAACAACACACAUACAAUGAAAUCGGAUAAAAUGUGACUUCGUGCUUCCAUUUCCUUAUCAUCCUCGAGUUAUAACUUCAUGUUUCAGACUAUAUUUAUGAUGUAUUUGUAUAAAACAAUUAAGACAAUGUUCUGUAAUCCAUCGUAACUUAUUUAUUCAAAAUACCUAGUUUCAGCGCGCUGAAUUAAAUCAAUGUGCGAAAUAAAUCAACCCGUAGAUUAGAAGAAAAUCUAAUCACAGAGUUACAGAUCUGAUAUGCAUUUUCAAUCACGGAUAUUUCAUAAAUAUAUACAUAACAUAAUUGAUGUCUUAUAAAAUACAAAAAAUAUAAAUAGUAAAAUAAAAGAUUUCAACGGUAUCUCACUAUUUUACUGUAUUAUUAAUAUCAACAUAUAUAUAAAUAAUAUACAUUAUGACAUAUAUGUAUGACUAGAUUAAGAAAAUGUUCUUCUAUAUCACCUGCCUCAUAAAGUCACUAUCGGAUGUUAUUUAAAUAUUAUAUGAUAUAUUUUUUCAUACGAAUUUGUAGUAGUGUUAAUUAGUAAAACAAUAUUGUCUUAAGAUUAUAUUUGUAUUUUCAGCUCAGUGUUCUUAAAUCCUAACUUUUUAAAAAUUUCCCGGUAUUACACACAUUUAUUCUUCUUUAUAUCAUUUCAUUUAAACUGGUAAACAAUGGUUUAUAGACUAAAAUCAAAACACGACUAUUUGCCCACAUCACCUUAAGCACAUUCAUUUAAAAUUUCGUUACAUUAUGAGAUUAUUAGGUUAAUUUAAUAAAACCUGACAAUAUUUUUGACCCUUCGGUGGAGAUUAGAUACGAAAAUAUAAUAGUUUUAAAUUGUAUAAUAAAGAAUAGAGCUUUCAUUCUAAAUUUUUAAAUGUAUUAUGUAAGUGUACAAGACUAUACCUUUGCAAAGCUUGCAGAAAACUAGUGGCGCAGAGCAUUUAAAUUCUUAGCAACAAUUUAUACUGAGAUAUAUAACUAUUAUACAUAAGAUGUUUGGUACUUUUUAAUUCAUUUUCUAAUCCGAUUAAAUUUUUGUACAUUGUAAGAAAGUGGUGUACCACCUACUUUCUCACUGUGUCGCUCUACAUUCUAAAUUUAAAUUCAAAUCUGCACGAAUCGAGAUAUUUAUUAUCGUUUUGUUAACUUAAAUGUAAUUUUUCCUCAGUGUAAAUUGUGGCUAAAAAUAUUGUUUUUUUUAAACUAAAGAAAUAUUUGUAUAGACUACCAAACAUGCGUUUAAUUAGACCUAUUCGAAAUUCCAAAGUUGUGAAAUGGGCUCAAAAUUAGUGUAUAGAAAUUAAAAAUCGAUCAUUCAUUCCUCAUUAUAAUUUUGAUCUAGAUUUUACUGACUGAGACCCAAAACUACCCGGUGAAUUUCUUUCGAAAUAAUAAGGAAAUAAUGAUUCUAAAAUAGGUGUACUCUCAUUACAAAAUGUAAGUAGUUUUUAAAAUAUGUGAGUUCAAUACAUGUUAUGUGUUUUAGUGUUUUAAAAAAAAAGACAUAUAUUUCUCGAAAACACAUUGCAUAUCGAGAGUAAACUAUUUACACAUAUAUUGUUAUAGUUUGGAGGUCACAUGAUAAAUAAAACAAAUUAUGACAAAUUAA